Molecule: messenger RNA, 1896 nt
Organism: Didymella exigua CBS 183.55
Lineage: Eukaryota; Fungi; Ascomycota; Dothideomycetes; Pleosporales; Didymellaceae
Product: HPC2-domain-containing protein
Exons: 2
Coding region: 1-1896 (631 amino acids)
Source: RefSeq, a predicted model, not a curated record
AUGGAUGCAAACGAUGCAUCCUCGCCAGGGAGUCUGAGUUCGCCCCCGCACUCGCCCGAAGGAACACCCACAUCUACAGUUCGUGUUUCCAGCAAUGGUGUUGGUGUUGGCCCUGCGAACACUAGUACGCCAACCCCUGCAAAUGCGACAUCACCAGCACCACGAGGACUCACAGCAUCUGGGCAACCACGCAAAAAGCCAGGGCCGAAGCCAAAGUCGAAGGAUGCAAAUGGCCCCGAGCCUGAGAAGAAAACAAGAAAGCCUCGCAAGCCUGUAGAACCCAAGGAUCCAAGUGCAGCCCCUGUCCGCAAGAGGAGAACAAAGGCUUCUCUGGAAGCGCAGGCUACACAACCCGUACAGGCUGUUGAAGAGAAGCCCAUAAUACAAAACUCGCCCACACCGCAACCCAGGCCUAGCGAACCUGCACCUAGCGAACCUGCACCGGCACCAGCACCAGCACCAGCACCAGCACCGGCACCAGCACCAGCACCAGCACCGGCACCGCAGCAGCCAGAACCGUCGCCUUCACUUUCACAGCCUCCGCGCAUCCAGGGUACCCAAGAACCGACCCUUUAUAACAACCCCAACCUUUCUCAUAUCAGCGUUCCCCCCACUACGCCACGGCCUUCAAGUUCCGGGCAAAGAUACGAUCCUAUCCGAGGUGGCAUCAUGGAGGACAAACCACAGAUACCUGCCAGCGCGCCGCCGCCAAUAUCGCCUCCCCUCAACCGUGCAAGUGCAUCACCAUCCAUCACAAGUCUAAUCGACCCGCCUUCGGCUAGCAACUCGUUCUUCUCACAGCCUGCAAAAUUGCAACAGCAAGCAUCCAUUACCUCUGCCCCACAGUCGCCUGCCAGCUUUCACACACGGCCUGCGCCGGUCCUUCCUUCCCAGGAGUUUGCAGCUCCACCACCACAACAUCAACCACAGCCGCAGCAGUCGAUACGACAACCUCUGCCUUAUACGGCUGCACCGACAGGACCUGCACCGAUGGAGAUUGACUCAGAUGCACCAAAGCCCGUCACGGCGACAGCGCAGAAAGUGAGUUCUGCGACCAACGGCACGUCAGCAAAUACAAACGCGCCAACGCCGCCCACAAAGCCUGUACGUCAAAAAGAGGCGCCACCACCUUUGCCAAGUGGCAGUGGCCUGCUCUCCGGGACACCCUUUGGACCUGUGACAACGGCUGCGAAGGGCGCCGAUGGCCCAGUUGCACCAAACAUCUACCUUCACUUCGACCUGAAAGGACGUCAGAACACUACGAUCAACGUCGCACUGGAAAUCGAAAAGAAGUAUGGUUUCGCAGCUCUCCACCCGCGCAUCGCUGCCCGCCAAGAACGCAAGCGUCAAAUGCAAGCUGCUGGUGCUGCCCUCGAACGUGCUGCUGGUCUGUCCACAGAUGACAUGUCGGUCGACCUUUCCGAGAACGAAAGCAAUGUAGAAAUGGGUGGAAUGGACGACAAUGCAUCAGCUACCGAGAACGGAGGCAAGAAGCGUCGUAAGAGGAAGCAAGAAGAUUAUGAUAAGGAGGAUGACUUCAUCGACGACACCGAGCUUGCCUGGGAGCAGCAGGCUCUUAUGGCGAAGGAUGGCUUCUUCGUGUACAGCGGUCCUCUUGUGACGGAAGAGAAGCCAGCUGUAGAGAGAGCCGAUGGCACUGUUCGACGCGGUCGAGGUCGCGGUCGCGGCGGUACUGCACGCGGUGAGACUUCCGGCAGAGGCCGUGGGCGCGGUGGUGGUCCCGGUUCACGCGGCGGUCAGACCGUUCGCAAACCCCGCGUCACUAAGGCUGACCGUGCUGCGAUGGAGCAGGAGAAGAUCGCACGAGAGAAGAUGGGCGAAGCAAUCGCAAAGCAGCCCGUUCCCACACCGGCUGGUCCCGCUGGCUCAGCCUAG